AUGUCUGGAGUUGUUUCGUCCCGCAAACGCGUUGCUGCAUUGGUCUCAUCGCAGCGCCUCGCCAUCGUGCCACGCCACGAUCGCGGGCGCCGCAUUACUGUUCGGAGUAGUGCUGUGCACGUAAAUCUUGGCACGUCGCAGGUGCUACUUGACGGUUGCGAGUUGCCUCGUCCGGCGCCUGCCGCGUAUUUUGUAUUUCAGAAACCCGUUGGGUGUAUCACGACGCGAGGAACCGAUCAAUCCAAGAGGCACACUCGGCCUUCUGUUAUGGAUGUCCUUCGAUGUGAUGAGCGCAAUGCCCCCUUACUAGAAGCUGACGCGAAACCCGUAGGAAGGUUGGAUUGUGACUCGGAAGGUUUGCUUUUUUUCUCCAACGACGGGGACUUCACGAAAGCCGUGCUACGGCCCGAAUUCCGAGUGCCGAAGACAUACCUAGUUGUCGUCAGCGGAAGGCGACUACCGAAGUUUAUUGAUCGCAUUGCUGAGGCUGACUUACUCAGAUUGCGACAGGGUGUGAGAUUGGGAAAUAGCAAGGAUAUUGGGAAGGCAGAGGAGGCAGAUAUUGUGAAGACCCAUGAGGUGCUUAAGUUUAAGGAUUGGGGCUGGAACGCAGGGAAGGAAGAAUGUUUGUCUAUGACACUAUGCGAGGGAAAGUUCCGAGAGGUACGUCGCAUGAUCAAGGAGAUUGGGCUGCGUGUAGUUAGACUUAGACGGGUUGCGAUUGGGGGCGUUGAGGAUCCUUUGCUUCCGUUCGGAUUGUGUAGACAGCUUUCUGAGGAAGAGCAGCGUGGGCUGCUUCAAACGAUUGGUGGAAGACUGAGUCACGAUGAGAUCCGCUCUAUGCACUGGCGUUGA
Messenger RNA from Chondrus crispus (carragheen), 855 nucleotides. RefSeq lists its product as hypothetical. The coding region runs from base 1 to 855 and encodes 284 amino acids. Gene Ontology annotation, biological process: pseudouridine synthesis. The transcript has a single exon. Gene Ontology annotation, molecular function: pseudouridine synthase activity; RNA binding. Lineage: Eukaryota; Rhodophyta; Florideophyceae; Gigartinales; Gigartinaceae. The record is from RefSeq and is a predicted model, not a curated record.